Pungitius pungitius (ninespine stickleback) is the source of this 1545-nucleotide messenger RNA. RefSeq names its product relaxin-3 receptor 1-like. Gene Ontology annotation, biological process: cell chemotaxis; G protein-coupled receptor signaling pathway; calcium-mediated signaling. Bases 357 to 1343 code for a protein of 328 amino acids. Gene Ontology annotation, cellular component: membrane; external side of plasma membrane. The transcript has a single exon. Lineage: Eukaryota; Metazoa; Chordata; Actinopteri; Perciformes; Gasterosteidae. Gene Ontology annotation, molecular function: C-C chemokine receptor activity; C-C chemokine binding. The record is from RefSeq and is a predicted model, not a curated record.
UGCGAGGCCAAAGAACAAAUUACGCACGCGUUGUCAACUCCAGCCGAAGCUUUCCUGUCUCUGGCAAGAGCUUUAUAUAAUAGAAACAUGUUAAAUUAUUCAUGAAGAGCUUUGACUUUUGAUUGAAAGUGAUGGGGAAGCCGAUGAGUGCACUACGUUACGCACGGACGCGUCAAACCAAAUGCCCGCCAGUGGACGCGCCAUCACAUCUGGCAGCGGCGAUGUUGCACGGUGGCGCGCAGGCACAGGAAGGUGGGGGUGGCCGUGUCACUCCAACAGCCAGCUCUACGUGGACAGAGAUGUUUGAUCCAUCUGAGGUAUAGGCAGCGGCGCAGAGUCCCCGAGCUGCUGACAUCAUGGAUGAGGAGAACAUGAGCGUAUGUUGGAACACCUCACAGGUCGAGGUCGACUGUUUCGGCAGCCUGGAGGACAUCGACGUGACGGCCGACGGCAGCCCGAUUCUGAGGCUCCUCAUCUGCAGUGUUUAUUCGGUCGUGUGCGCUGCCGGUCUGGUGGGCAACGUGCUGGUCCUCUUCUUCAUCAGGGUCAAGCAGGAGAGGAAGACGUCCACGGUGAACUUCUUCGUGCUCAACUUGGCCGUGACGGACCUGCAGUUCGUGCUCACUCUGCCCUUCUGGGCCGUGGACACCGCGCUGGACUUCAGCUGGCCGUUUGGAGACGCCAUGUGCAAAAUCAUCCUCUCCGUCACCGUGAUGAACAUGUACGCCAGCGUGUUUUUUCUCACGGCCAUGAGCGUGACCCGCUACUGGUCGGUGUCCUCGGCUCUGAAGAACAGGACUGCGCAGAGGUCCUGCUCCGCCAGAUGGACGUGCGCCAUCAUUUGGACACUGGCGACUUUGGCGACUGCGCCCACGUCAAUUUUCUCAACUCUCACCAACGUGACUGGAGAAACUCUCUGCUUGCUGAGGUUCCCCGGUGGGCAGUACUGGUUGGCCGUUUAUCAUAUACAGAAAAUUCUCGUAGGUUUUGUCUUGCCAAUGACCAUCGUGUCCGUCAGCUACAUCCUGCUGCUGCGUUUCAUCAACAGCCGCAGCAUGAAAACCAGUAACACCAAACGGAGAUCCAAAGUUACCAAAUCCAUCACCAUCCUCGUGUUGUCCUUCUUCCUGUGCUGGAUGCCGAACCAUGCCAUCACCCUGUGGAGUGUACUGGUCAAACUGAACGUCGCACACUGGGACAGGGCGUACUACAUAGUCCACACCUACGUGUUCCCCCUGACCGUCUGUCUGGCUCACACCAACAGCUGCCUGAACCCCAUAAUUUACUGCCUCAUGAGGAAGGAGUUCAGGAAUAAACUGAGGGGUCUGAUACACAGGGGAUGACGUUGUCUGGAGCUCCGUGUGGGGAUUUGACCAAUUGACCAAGAGUGGCCAAAGACGCGCCGGGUGCGCACGGUGAGCGAGGCACGCAGCGAGAGAGGAGGUCAGCUUUACAGAAAGUGCAAUGAGAACAAGCAACAUUAUGUAUUUGAGGAGACUUCAUUCUGCUUAAGGGAAUCAUGCCAUUUUAGUGUGCGCUUCUUGU